UUUGUCUCCACACAGAUGGAGCCAUCUCUGGAGCUGGCCAACGUGACCAGGGUCCAGCAGUUCGUCCUGCUGGGCUUGUCCACCAGGCUGGGCGUCAGGGACGUCCUGUUUGCCGUCUUCCUGGCUCUCUACCUGCUGACCCUCCUGGAGAACGUGGUCAUCGUCUCCCUCAUCUGCAGCCACAGCGAGCUCCGCAAGCCCAUGUACUUCUUCCUGGGCAACCUCAGCUGCCUGGAGAUGUGCUACGUGUCCGUCACCAUGCCCACCCUGCUCCUGGGGCUGUGGAUGGGACCCUACCACAUCUCCUUUGUGGCCUGCAUGACCCAGCUGUUCUUCUUUGUCUCCCUCAUCUGCACAGAGUGCACCCUCCUGGCCUCCAUGGCCUAUGACCGCUACGUGGCCAUCUGUCGCCCUCUGCACUACCCGCUGCUCAUGAGGCCCCAGGUCUGCUGGGGAUUAGCCCUGUCCUCGUGGCUUGGGGGGCUGGUGAUCUCGGCGGUAAAGACCUCGUGCAUCGCCAGCCUGUCCUACUGCGGCCCCAAUGUGCUCAACCAGUUUUUCUGCGACGUCUCCCCUCUGCUCAACCUGUCCUGCACCCACGUGGCCCUCACGGAGCUGGUGGACUUCAUCUCGGCCAUCGUCAUCUUCUGCGGAACCCUCCUGGUGGCGCUGGCCUCCUACGCGGCCAUCGGCACAGCGGUGCUGCGCAUGCCGUCCGCCGCCGCGCGGCGCAAGGCCUUCUCCACCUGCGCCUCGCACCUGGUGGUGGUGGGCAUCUUCUACUCGGCCGCCCUCUUCAUCUACUGCCGCCCCAGCCGCAUCAGGUCCAUGGACCUCAACAAGGUGCUGUCGGUCAUCUACACGGUGGCCACGCCCCUGUGCAACCCGGUCAUCUACUGCCUGCGCAACAGGGAGGUGCACGCGGCGCUGCGCAGGACGCUCUGCGGGCCGUGA
Messenger RNA from Sciurus carolinensis (gray squirrel), 954 nucleotides. RefSeq names its product olfactory receptor 5-like. Gene Ontology annotation, biological process: G protein-coupled receptor signaling pathway. NCBI's taxonomy places the organism in Eukaryota, Metazoa, Chordata, Mammalia, Rodentia, Sciuridae. Gene Ontology annotation, molecular function: G protein-coupled receptor activity; olfactory receptor activity. The transcript has a single exon. The coding region runs from base 16 to 954 and encodes 312 amino acids. The record is from RefSeq and is a predicted model, not a curated record. Gene Ontology annotation, cellular component: membrane.